GGGGCUUAACAGUAGCGACAGCGGCGGCGGCGGCGGCGGCCUUCCCGAGUCGAGCACAGGCGCGCGGAAGCCCGCACAGGCGUGUAGAGAAAAUGGCAGACGAUAUUGAUAUUGAAGCGAUGCUUGAGGCCCCUUACAAGAAGACUUGCCUAACGAUAUCUCACCUCUACUCCCAUGAAUUCACCUUUGAUUCCAGUGUGAACUGUCAAUCAUAAGGAUGAGAACAAGUUGAGCAGUGCUAACGGCCAUGAAGAACGUAGCAAAAAACAAAGUUUCUGCCUCCUUGGAAAGCUCUACAUCUCCUUGUGAUUGGAGUGUGGGUUUCAAGAUUCCAGAAGGUGGAAAAAAAAGCAAGAGCAGAAGUCGUAGUCAUGAGCGAAAGAGGAGCAAAAGUAAGGAACGGAAGCGAAGUAGAGAUAGAGAAAGGAAAAAGAGCAAAAGCCGUGAACGGAAACGAAGCAGAAGCAAAGAAAGGAGACGAAGCCGCUCACGAAGUCGAGAUAGAAGAUUCCGAGGCCGCUACAGAAGUCCCUACUCCGGACCAAAAUUUAACAGUGCCAUCCGAGGAAAGAUUGGGUUGCCUCAUAGCAUCAAAUUAAGCAGAAGACGUUCCCGAAGCAAAAGUCCAUUCAGAAAAGACAAGAGCCCUGUGAGGGAACCUAUUGAUAAUCUAACUCCUGAGGAAAGGGAUGCAAGGACAGUUUUCUGCAUGCAACUGGCAGCAAGAAUUCGACCAAGGGAUUUGGAAGAGUUUUUCUCUACAGUAGGAAAGGUUCGAGAUGUGAGGAUGAUUUCUGAUAGAAAUUCAAGACGUUCCAAAGGAAUCGCCUAUGUGGAAUUUGUUGAUGUUAGUUCAGUUCCUCUAGCAAUUGGAUUAACUGGCCAACGUGUUUUAGGAGUGCCAAUUAUAGUACAGGCCUCACAGGCAGAAAAAAAUAGAGCUGCAGCAAUGGCAAACAAUUUACAAAAGGGAAGUGCUGGACCUAUGAGGCUCUAUGUGGGCUCCUUACAUUUUAACAUAACUGAAGAUAUGCUUCGUGGGAUCUUUGAGCCUUUCGGAAGGAUUGAAAGUAUUCAGCUCAUGAUGGAUAGUGAAACAGGCCGGUCUAAGGGAUACGGAUUCAUUACAUUUUCUGACUCAGAAUGUGCCAAAAAAGCUUUGGAACAGCUUAAUGGAUUUGAACUAGCUGGGAGGCCAAUGAAAGUUGGUCAUGUUACUGAACGAACCGAUGCUUCUAGUGCUAGUUCGUUUUUGGACAGUGAUGAACUAGAAAGAACUGGAAUUGACUUGGGAACAACUGGUCGUCUUCAAUUAAUGGCAAGACUUGCAGAGGGUACAGGUUUGCAGAUUCCACCAGCAGCACAGCAAGCUUUACAAAUGAGUGGCUCUUUGGCAUUUGGUGCUGUGGCAGAAUUCUCUUUUGUUAUAGAUUUGCAAACACGACUUUCCCAACAGACCGAAGCCUCAGCUUUAGCUGCAGCUGCAUCUGUUCAACCACUUGCAACACAAUGUUUUCAACUUUCUAACAUGUUUAACCCUCAAACAGAAGAAGAAGUUGGAUGGGAUACAGAGAUUAAAGAUGAUGUUAUUGAAGAAUGUAAUAAACAUGGAGGAGUUAUUCAUAUUUAUGUUGACAAAAAUUCAGCUCAGGGCAACGUGUAUGUGAAGUGCCCAUCUAUUGCUGCAGCUAUUGCUGCUGUCAAUGCAUUGCAUGGCAGGUGGUUUGCUGGUAAAAUGAUAACAGCAGCAUAUGUACCUCUUCCAACAUACCACAACCUCUUUCCUGAUUCUAUGACAGCAACACAACUACUGGUUCCAAGUAGACGAUGAAGGAAGAUAUAGUCCCUUAUGUAUAUAGCUUUUUUUUCUUGAGAAUUCAUCUUGAGUUAUCUUUUAUUUAGAUAAAAAUAAAAGGCAAGGGUCUACUGUCAUUUGUAUACAACUCCUGUUAUCUUGAAAAAUAAAAAUGUUAACAGGAAUGCAGUGUGCUCAUUCUCCCUAACUAGCAAAUCCUACUUUAUGCAAAGCUGUUUGCUUGUUCUGCCGUUUUAAAUGUCCAUGUAGAAAAUUACAUUAAGGAUCUAUAGAAUAGCUUUAGAGGAACAAAUGUCAUUUCUGUAUAAAGGCAGACAGGUAAUGUUUUAAUGUUUCAGAAGCCUAACUUUUUACAUAGCAUUUACAGUUCACAUUCAUUCAUGUAUUUGGCUCAUGGUUCAGCAAAGGUUUCUGGAAUAUACAUUGUAUGAAAAGUCUAGGCAGCUAAUAGGCUGUUUAGCAUCUUACCUUGAUCAAUUUGGCAAGAAGGGGAUUUCAAAAUUAUAUUUCUUGAUGGUAACUUUUCAAUUAAUGUAUCUGUAAAAGUUUCUUUGUAAAUACUGUGUGUUUUAGUGUGUCUUGAGUUUCCAAACAAAAUGAUCCCUGCAUUUCUUGAAGAUGGUUGUAACAGUUUGAGCAAAGAAGUCUGGGCAAGAUAUAGGAAAUGCAGAAAUAGGUUUUGUCUGGUUGCAUAUAAUCUUUGCUCUUUUUAAGCUCUGUGAGCUCUGAAAUAUAUUUUUGGGUUACUUCAGUGUGUUUGACAAGACAGCUUGAUAUUUCUAUCAAACAAAUGACUUUCAUAUUGCAACAAUCUUUGUAAGAACCACUCAAAUAAAAUUCUCUGAAAAAGG
Mesocricetus auratus (golden hamster) is the source of this 2667-nucleotide messenger RNA. It is a transcript of the gene Rbm39, whose product is annotated as RNA binding motif protein 39. NCBI's taxonomy places the organism in Eukaryota, Metazoa, Chordata, Mammalia, Rodentia, Cricetidae. The record is from RefSeq and is a predicted model, not a curated record. The transcript has 19 exons. The coding region runs from base 248 to 1831 and encodes 527 amino acids. Gene Ontology annotation, molecular function: RNA binding. Gene Ontology annotation, biological process: mRNA processing. Gene Ontology annotation, cellular component: nucleus.